AUGGCUGUAGCAACGUCUUCGUCAAGCGUUAGUGAAUAUUUAUCACAUAAACAAUCGUCCUCUGAUAAGGCAAUAGCGGCUGAGUGGGCACAAUUAGAAGAAUAUUAUAAUAAAAAAUUAUGGCAUCAACUAACAUUGAAACUAGAACGAUUUGUAAAAAAUCCAGAGCUUUGCAAGGGGGAGAACUUAGUGCAAGUCUAUCAAAAUUUCAUAACCUCGUUUGAAAAUAAAAUCAACCCUCUAUCUCUAGUUGAGAUUUUGGCUAUAGUUUGGCAACAGAUAGCUGAUAAAAGAGAAGCUAUAAGUUUUCUUCAAAUUUUGAUAUCUUUCUAUAAAUAUAUGUUAACACAUUAUAAUAUAAUGAUCUUCAAUUGCAAUACUAAAUGUUGUAAUUUAUAAUAGGUGCUUCGUGGUCAAAUAGCAUUAGAACAUUUGGAAGAUUAUGUGACAACAAAGCAGAUAAUAACAUCAUUAAAAGAUACAUUAGAAGACUCGGGUAGUGUAACUUCAGUACAUGGACGAUAUUACCAAUUAGCCGCACAAUAUUAUAGAGUUCAAGCUCAGCAUGGAGAUUAUUAUAGAGCGGCAUUGCGAUAUCUAGGAUGCAUUGAUAUAAGCGAACUUUCUGCUGAAGAACAGCACAAACAGGCAUACUUUUUAGGGCUUGCUGCUCUUCUUGGAGAUGGUGUUUAUAAUCUAGGAGAAUUGUUGGCCCACCCAAUACUUCAAUCUCUUAAAGAUACAGAAAAUUCUUGGAUGAUUGAUCUUCUAAAUGCCUUUAACAGAGGAGAUAUUGCAGUAUAUGAAAACAUGCGCCCAAAAUGGACAAAAAUCACCGACUUGGUAGUAAAUGAAAUAGCACUCAGGCAGAAAAUUUCUCUUCUUUGUCUCAUGGAGAUGACUUUCAAGAGGGCUGCUAACAACAGGCAGCUUAAAUUUGAAGAUAUUGCCAUGGAAACUAGAUUACCUGUUGAUGAAGUAGAAUUUUUGGUCAUGAAAGCAUUAGCUCAAGGAUUAGUUAAAGGCGCUAUUGAUCAGGUUGCUGGUGUAGUGAAUAUGACAUGGGUUCAACCUCGAGUUUUAGAUAGAACACAAAUUGGAGGUAUGGCAAUGAAUUUGGAAAACUGGUGCACACAAGUAGAAGCUAUGGAAAAUCUAAUAGAAGUGAAGGCAUCUGAAAUAUUAACACUUUAAAUUUCUGAUUCCUAUAUUUCUGAAAAGUUUGCUUGAAAUUUUAUAUGUUUAGGCUUAUGUAUAAUUACAUUAUGAACAAUCAAUGUUUCCAUAUAUUAUUGCUUAUAAAAAUUUUAGACAUGUAUUUGUUCAAUAUUUUUAUAUUACAAUUGUAUUAAUUACACACAAAUAUAUA
This is a messenger RNA of Ctenocephalides felis (cat flea), 1369 nucleotides long. RefSeq names its product 26S proteasome non-ATPase regulatory subunit 13-like. Gene Ontology annotation, cellular component: cytosol; proteasome regulatory particle, lid subcomplex; nucleus. The record is from RefSeq and is a predicted model, not a curated record. NCBI's taxonomy places the organism in Eukaryota, Metazoa, Arthropoda, Insecta, Siphonaptera, Pulicidae. Gene Ontology annotation, molecular function: structural molecule activity. The transcript is spliced from 9 exons. Gene Ontology annotation, biological process: ubiquitin-dependent protein catabolic process.